Molecule: messenger RNA, 246 nt
Organism: Leptosia nina
Lineage: Eukaryota; Metazoa; Arthropoda; Insecta; Lepidoptera; Pieridae
Source: the annotation of a GenBank genome assembly
AUGUCUGUUGCAGAAGAAAGACAAACACGCGAAGCUGGUGGGUUUUGGUUGGGUGGGCGAUAUGGACGUUCUCUACACACAGUCAUGUCAACAAGAAAUGACAGAUUCUUCUUUGGCAGUCGUUAUGGUAAGAGAAACAGCGCCGACGCCCCUCUUAACGCACUGGAUCGUUGGAAAAGACGUGUGGUAUGCGAGUGUGUACCCAGAGAACAUAUAAAAAGGUCCACGGUUCGGAGCACAGUAUGA